Messenger RNA from Rhododendron vialii, 1429 nucleotides. Its product is annotated as alcohol dehydrogenase-like 3. Gene Ontology annotation, cellular component: cytosol. Gene Ontology annotation, molecular function: S-(hydroxymethyl)glutathione dehydrogenase [NAD(P)+] activity; zinc ion binding. Bases 69 to 1229 code for a protein of 386 amino acids. The record is from RefSeq and is a predicted model, not a curated record. The transcript is spliced from 10 exons. Gene Ontology annotation, biological process: formaldehyde catabolic process. Lineage: Eukaryota; Viridiplantae; Streptophyta; Magnoliopsida; Ericales; Ericaceae.
AAGUAGCAUCUCAACGCCAAUACUCGAAAAAGUUUCCGCAAACACGAGCGAGGGAGAGAGAGAGAGAGAUGGGUAGUCUGCAGGAUGGCGCUUCGGAUGGCAAAGUCAUAACUUGCAAAGCUGCGGUGGCAUGGGGUCCGGGGCAGCCUUUGGUGAUUGAAGAUGUCUGCGUUGAUCCGCCUCAGAAAAUGGAGGUCCGAGUCAAGAUCCUCUUCACCUCCAUCUGCCAUACUGAUCUCAGUGCCUGGCAAGGCGAGAAUGAAGCUCAUCGGGCGUAUCCUCGAAUCCUCGGCCACGAAGCCUCCGGAAUCAUUGAGAGCGUGGGAGAGGGAGUUACGGACAUGAAGGAAGGGGACCAUGUGGUUCCGAUAUUCAACGGGGAGUGUGGGGACUGUGUCUACUGCAAGUGCGACAAAACCAACCUGUGCGAGAAGUUUCGGGUCAACCCGUUCAACAAGGUGAUGGUGAAUGACGGGAAGUGCCGAUUCUCGACCAGGUCCGACGGGAAACCUAUUUACCAUUUCCUCAACACUUCCACUUUCAGCGAGUACACGGUCUUGGACUCUGCUUGUGUCGUUAAGAUCGACUCCGAAGCUCCCCUCAAGAAGAUGACCUUGCUCAGCUGCGGCGUUUCUACCGGUCUUGGAGGUGCGUGGAACACUGCUAAUGUGAAGCCCGGGUCCACAGUUGCUGUUUUCGGUUUGGGCGCCGUGGGACUUGCGGCAGCCGAAGGAGCGCGAACCAGAGGAGCAUCUAAAAUCAUAGGAGUUGAUAUUAACUCUCAGAAAUUCAUCAAAGGGAAAGCAAUGGGAAUGACAGAUUUCUUUAACCCAACGGACCUUGACAAGCCGGUUCACGAGAAAAUUAGAGAAAUCACGGGAGGAGGAGUCGACUACAGCUUUGAAUGCGCCGGAAACGUGGAUGUUCUCCGGGAAGCCUUCUUGUCUACCCAUGACGGAUGGGGGUUAACAGUGGUACUAGGAGUUCAUCCAACCCCAAGGAUGCUUCCUCUUCAUCCAAUGGAGUUGUUUGAUGGUCGUAGAAUCGUGGGAUCGGUCUUCGGAGACUUCAAAGGGAAGUCACAGCUCCCCCAUUUUGUCAAAGAAUGCACGCACGGGGAAGUGAAUUUGGAGGAGUUUAUUACUCACGAGCUUCCCUUCAGCCAAAUCAACGAAGCUUUCCAGUUGUUAAUCGACGGGAAGUCGCUGAGGUGCCUUCUUCAUCUUUGAACUCCAGCGGCCUGAUCAUGAUCGAGCAAGUGUACGUGAAUGUGUGCAUGUAUUAUAUGUAUCGGUGCAUCGCAUGGGAUCACCACUUGUUAUAUUUUAUUUUAAAGGAGAAAAGGACACAAAUUUAUGUAUUAACCUCUGUAAUACUAUUGUAUACCUGGUGUGAUUUUGUGUGAAUGCAUGCAAACUAGCUACAUAAA